Molecule: messenger RNA, 1688 nt
Organism: Magallana angulata
Lineage: Eukaryota; Metazoa; Mollusca; Bivalvia; Ostreida; Ostreidae
Exons: 2
Coding region: 314-1276 (320 amino acids)
Source: RefSeq, a predicted model, not a curated record
UUCACCUAAGCUAACGGAUCAGGUGAGCCUUUCUGAUCACAUUUUGUUUGUCGUCUGUUUGUCUAUCUGUAUAAUUUUACUCCAGUUAACAGAUCAGGUCAGCCUUUUCUAAUUCUAUUAUGUUUGUCGUCAAUUUGUCUGUCUAUACUGUAUAACUUCUCUUGUCUGCUAUAUACAUGUACGUUUACUUUUAUUUCACGAGGGUCAUUGAAUGACCUUUUGCUAUCAGUCGGUGUUCGUUGUCGUCCCUAUGGUUUUAACCUAAUUCUAACAGAAUUUGCUUCAGUUAAUUAUUUUUCUAAAUGGCCUUUUUAUGCUUUAUUUAUGUCUUAUUUCUUGUUUUGUAGUCUACUUUUGCUAUUUAGCAUUGCUUCCUUUUGGUGGAAGACCUCAGGAGCGCCAGUCGAGAAGACGAUUCGACCAAUAUCGGACGAAAGAUAUCGCCUCAUUUACGGAAGUUAUUCAACCUACAAAUUAUUCGACUGAUUCAGUUCUGAACCUACAUUUAUCUACAGACGACAGUUCAUUUUCUCCUCAAAGCAGCCAUCUAGACAGCGCCCCUUGUCACACAGAAGAGGAACACAUUGAUGCUCGUCUCCUGUCAACGUUAGAUUCAUCAGCCUCCCCAACAGCCGCCUCAGACAGAAACGAUCUCAAUUCCACAGAUCAUGACAGGUUAUCCCCUCCAAGCCUUAAUAUGUCAUUUUAUAUUGAUCCGCCUUCUUUAAUUCAAAUUGCAGAUACAGCAAUUGGUUCAAAUUAUGACGAGGAACCUCCGGUGUUAUCACCAAUUCAUUUAAGGUCAAUAGUGCGCCCUCCUAAGAAGUUCACACCAAGUGAUUAUGUCAGGGCACGUAAGCAAAUUUUUGCCGAAACGGUAAACCAAAAGCAUUUUACUGAUUUACCUUUUUUUAUUCAGCGCAACAUUUUGUCCCUUGUAAUCUAUAACAAUUUCAACAUGUUUUUAACUUUAAUGAAGGUAUCAACACAUUUCGAACAUCUGCUAGCCACCCUUUAUAAUUUAUGUCCUCAAAUUUACUUAAAUGAAAAUGUUAUGUCCAUAUUGGAAGGUAAAUCUGUGUUUCCUGAUGGCGUACGACACAACUGGUCUCUUCGUAAGUUAAGCCGAGUGGCGGGUCCUGGGAGUGGAGUAAUGAUGGAACUGCGUGACGUACUGAGACCAAUUUCUUCCCGAUGGAUAAAUGGCUACAUCGAGAUCCUCGCAACAGCAAUCGCCGGAUGGUAUUAUAUUGUCGGUUUUAAAUUCAAACAGUAAAAUUUAAUAUUCGCGUGUGCAGCGUUAGUAAAUGAGCGUCAAUUGACGGUGGUAUGGCCUAUUUUCCCUAAAUAGGCUUCCAGUUGGAGCCACCAAUCGCGCAAAUAACAUAACAACAGUAAACAUGUGGUAUGGCCUGUCUCCUUAUGAGCUGGCUUCCAGUUGGAGCCACGUGUCGCGCAAAUAUAGGACAAUAUGUAAACAAAAUGAAUUUAUUUAUUUAUUUAUUUAUUUAUUUAUUUAUUUAAUUAUUUAUUUAUUUAUUUAUGUAUUUAUUUAUUCCAUUAUCUUUUUCAAUGUAGAAGUAAAGGAAACACUUUCAAAACAAAGCAAUGUUGAAAGUGUGUUUUCUCUCUCUCUCUCUCUCUCUCUCUCUCUCUCUCUCUCUCUCUCUCUCUCUGUUUAAUCAUUU